Molecule: messenger RNA, 900 nt
Organism: Polychytrium aggregatum
Lineage: Eukaryota; Fungi; Chytridiomycota; Chytridiomycetes; Polychytriales
Product: ribosomal protein S5 domain 2-type protein
Exons: 7
Coding region: 99-830 (243 amino acids)
Biological process (GO): rRNA catabolic process; U4 snRNA 3'-end processing; nuclear mRNA surveillance
Cellular component (GO): cytoplasmic exosome (RNase complex); nucleolus; nuclear exosome (RNase complex)
Source: RefSeq, a predicted model, not a curated record
CUGAUCUGGAAUACGGGCUGCAGGAGCACGGCAAUCGACAAGCGCCCCGCCAUCGCCCCGCCAUCGCCCCACUGCACCAAGACCGAUAGCGCCCUGCCAUGUCAAGACACGAGAUCGUUUCCCCCGAGGGACUGCGAGUGGAUGGAAGGCGGCCUGGUGAGCUGAGACGCAUCAACUGCCGCACCGGGAUCUUCACACAGGCCGACGGGUCUGCAUACAUCGAGAUUGGAAACACAAAGUGUCUGGCAGCCGUCUACGGACCUCGAGAGCCACAGAAAAAAGGUCAGGCCGUCCACGAUCGAGCGUUCAUAUCAGUCGAGUUCAAUGUCGCAAGCUUCAGCUCGGGCGAGCACAAGGAGAAGUUGCGACAGGACAGACGUCUUCUUGAACUCGGCACCACCAUCCGACAAACCUUUGAGCCGGUGAUCAUGGCACAGGCGUAUGCUCGCUCCGAGAUCGCCAUCUUCAUCCAGAUUCUUCAGACAGACGGCGGCAUCUUGCAUACUGCCAUCAACGCAACUACUCUCGCCCUGAUUGAUGCAGGCAUCGCCAUGACCGACUAUGUCGCUGCCUGCUCGUCCGGAUUCGCCAACGACCACGCCAUCUUGGAUCUGAACUAUAUCGAGGAAAUGGCCGAAGUGCCGGCUCUCACAAUGGCCAUUCUACCAAAGACAGGCAAGGUCACUAUGCUUGGGCUCGAAGCACGGCUGCAUCUGGACCACUUUGAGGCGACAAUGAACCUGGCCAACGACGGGUGUGCGGCUGUCCUGGACAUCCUGGACGAGGCCAUCCGCAAGAUCACCAAGACAAGGGCCCAAACCAUCUCAUAGGCCGAUCGACCACCGAGAUGCGCUGCAUGCAUAAUAUACUGCGUGGCUGCGAUCGUGCCGAGCCUGGGAA